Messenger RNA from Ostrinia furnacalis (Asian corn borer), 2098 nucleotides. RefSeq lists its product as uncharacterized. The record is from RefSeq and is a predicted model, not a curated record. Gene Ontology annotation, cellular component: plasma membrane. The transcript is spliced from 7 exons. Bases 216 to 1727 code for a protein of 503 amino acids. Lineage: Eukaryota; Metazoa; Arthropoda; Insecta; Lepidoptera; Crambidae.
AUUUGUGUCAUGCAAAUGUCAACAAUAAAAUUAAAAGCAGAGGAAAAAAAGCCAUUUCUAAAGCACCAUUGAAUAAGUGACGACGCAAAAACUAUACAAAUUACGUUACAAAUAACGAAAGAACGCAUCUAAUAUCUUUUUCCCAUAAACAUUUAUAUAGAGUUGAAAUUUUCUUGUAACAGUGAAAUACAUUUUCGAAUUCUUCGCACGCUAAUAUGGCCCAUUAUUUUAGAAUCGUGUUAUUUGUUUUGGCAUUUCUGGCAAAUGGAGUGUAUCCAUUGCAACUGUUUUUGACCAACAAUGGCCCAGCUGUACGUGGUUCCAAAAUAACAUUUACUGCGACAGUUCCAGAUUUCACUGAUGAAAAUAUAAAAUUUGUUUUUACUGAUAAUGCACAGCCGCAACACAUAAAAACGUUUGAGAAUUCAACGGACAAAAUAAACUGGACUGUGGAGUACCCACGGAGUUUGUAUGAGGCUGGAGAAUACACUGCCACUGUGGAGUUGAUGAGAAGCUACUUCGGCUUUUGGAUACGGGAUAAUGUAGCAUCUUCUACAUUUAAAUUAACAGAUGCACUGAAUGGAAAUUUGAUACUGAAUCAAAAUAAUUCAACUCUUCAGAGCCAUUUUGUGUCCGUAAACCAGACAGUGACUCAUUAUGUUGUCUUGCCUGAUAAUGAGCUGGAGUUUCUGAAAGAAAAUGCAUCGAGAGUGGUCACAUACUGGUUUAAAGAUUGUAUGUACGUAGACCAGACUACGGACUUUAAAUUGAACCUGACAUACAACGAUGCAAUGUCUGAUCAUUACAUAGAAGCGUUGGUUGUUGCUGAUAAUGAGCCACUGCCGCCGAUAACGACAACGACUACGACAACGACUACUACAACAACUACUACUACUACUACUACUACCACUACGACUACUACAACUCCUAAACCACCAAAGUCAACAGAAGCACCUAAAAUAUCAACAUCAACGAUACAGCUUCCAACAUCUACUGAGAAGCAAAUAUUAAAUGACACUCUAGCUGUCCAAAGAUCAAAGCGUAGUGUAUCAAAUCACACUGCAAAGCAGAAAAGUGCCCCCCUAGAUUUCAUUUGCUACAACACUAGUUUUGUGCCCAUAAGCGAAAAAAAUGUUUACGGACAUUAUCAGGAAACGUUGAGCGUUAGAGCUCCAGUUUCCACGAUCAACAUUACCGGACUGAAUUGGCUGCAGCGUGGCGAGCUAUUGCACCUUCAGAUAAAGUACACAGGCAGUCCGCCCUUCGACUACUGUGUACAGUACAAGCAGGGCCAGUACAAUAUCACUGGGAACGAGACCUGUACAGCCAAAGCCAGGACGAUAGCGAACAACUUUUCCAUCAUCCAUUACUUCUCGGGCAGUGACCAGCAUACAGUUGUGGUGAUCAUAGAGAACGAAGUCACUAAAGCUGUCCAGAGAGCUACUAUAAAUAUUUACAAAGCGAAGGUGCACGCUCAGUUAUCCGUGAUCGUGGUGCCUGUGGUGUUCUGCCUACUCGCUGUUAUCCUGGUGGUGUUUGGAAUGGCGUAUUAUCAGCACCGUUCGAGGUACACGAUUGAGGUCGCCGACUUCGAUUUCGGCCAGGCGCAUUUAGACUACAAGACAUUCUCGGAACGGCUCAGAGACAGCUUCAGAAAUGCCUUGAACUUCAGGCAAGACGACACAGAUCCCAUCGUCACAAAUACAAGGUACGACUCCAUGACAUAAACUGGGAGUGAGCUGAUAGCCUCAAUGACUGGAGAGCCGUCAUGUCAUAUUAAGUGACCUUUGGGUGGAGUGCAGGCCAAAAAACUGUCUUAAGUUAACUUAGGCACGUAUCAUAGAACGUCACUCAAAAACUGCAGCUACUUAAUCAUUACAAUCCAACACAUGUGAAUCCAUGUUGGAAUUUGUGUUGUUUUUUUAUUAUUAUUAUUAUGCAAUUCUGUAAAAUGCUUUGGGGUGUAUUAUAAGCUUCUUGGAAUUAUGCAUACAGUCCGAUCCAACUUAUUAGAUAGGUCUUUACAGGGUGUUAGGUAAAUGGGUAUAUGAGCCGACACUAGCCCAUGUUAACAUGGUCAUAUAAAUGGUAUGGUGAA